Rubroshorea leprosula is the source of this 2862-nucleotide messenger RNA. The record is from the annotation of a GenBank genome assembly. NCBI's taxonomy places the organism in Eukaryota, Viridiplantae, Streptophyta, Magnoliopsida, Malvales, Dipterocarpaceae.
CUGCCCUCUCUCCCUGUCAAAACAAGAUACUCUCCCUUUCUCUCUCCACGGCCUUUUGCUGUUUGCUGAUAUAAUAAAAAAAUUGUCACAAACAGCUUUUUUGAUUUGGAAUAUUCAAACUUUGUUUUUCUCUCUCCCUGUGCUGCAACAGUUUACCGUUUCAGUUCUUCAAAAAUGGGAGAGAAAGGUUGCCCCUUUUUAUUAGACCCGCAAAAAGAUUGUUCCUUUCCCACCUGAUAUGUUCUUGGGGAAAAAAAUUAUCGACAAAAUUUCUUGGCGAGUCUUGCUUUUCUUGGAAUUUCCUUGGUGGGUUUUGUUUCCUGGGUCGAAAGAUUAAUAGGGUAUUAUUGACUGAAGGAAAAAGUGAACGAAGAUCGGUGAAGACGGUCGUGAUUUUGCUUCAGUUCGUGUGAUUUGGGGAGGAAGUGGAUGAGUUUUGGCGUGGCGUUCCCCUGAUUUUGACUGUUUAAGUUAGGGCUUUGUUUCUCUUCGGUUUACUAAUAAAAAAGGAAUUUAUCAUAAUUCCUUGUUAUGUUUGACGUCAAACUGGGUAUUGCUUGAAUAUCUCAGAAAAUCUUUUAGCAGCAUUUGUCAAGGAGUACUGGAUGGUAUUAGGCCUAUUGAUUGAAGAAUUAAGUUUGAGACGGAUUUGAUUUUUAAGAGAAAAGGAACAGACGAACCAGUAUGGUUGCCAAGGGACCUCAGAAUUCUACUGAUUCUCUAAAAGUAGAGGUAGGAGAAAUAGACACUAGUGCACCGUUUCAGUCUGUUAAAGAUGCCGUCACCCUUUUUGGUGAAGGUGCUUUCUCCGGGGAAAAACCUGCCAUCAAGAAGGUCAAACCACACUCUGCAGAGAGAGUAUUGGCCAAGGAGACACAGCUUCACCUGGCCCAAAAUGAGUUGAGCAAGUUAAAGGAACAGCUAAAAAAUGCUGAGACAACUAAGGCCCAGGCACUUGUUGAGCUUGAAAAGGCUAGAAAAAGGGUUGAUGAUCUAACCAACAAACUCAAAACUGUUAAUCAAGCUAAAGAUUCAGCAGUCAAGGCAACAGAAGAUGCAAAGAAUCAGGCAAACCAUAUCGAAGAAGCAAAACCUGCCAAUCUUCCUGGAUCUGAUGGUGCAAGGAAACAAGACUUAGAAGCUGCAAGGGAACAAUACAUAACUGUAAUAACUGAACUUGAUGCUGCUAAACAAGAACUGAGGAAGAUUCAUCAGGAUUGUAAUGCAGCUUUGGAAGCCAAGGUUGCUGCCUUCAAUGAAGCAGCAGAAGCUGGAAGUGCAGCCAAAGCAAACAUGGAGAAAGUCAGUGAGCUCUCUAAAGAAAUUUCAGUCAUUCAGGAAUCAAUUAGACAAGUGAAGCUUGCUUCUCUGGAAGCACAACAAGAACAAGCCAAAACCUUUUCUGAAAAGGAAGCUCAGAGGGAAUCUUAUAAAGCUGCACUACAAGAAUCUGCAAAGAAAGUGCUUGCUUUGAAGAAUGAAUUUGAUCCUGAAGUAACCCAAAGUCUUGAAGCACAACUGGCUGAAACAGUCAAUGAGAUAGAGACUCUGCAGAGGCAGAUGGAUGCUGCAAAGACUUCAGAUCUGGAGUCAGUAAAGUCUGUGACCUCAGAGCUUGAUGGUGCUAAGGAGUCACUGCAAAAGGUUGCUGAAGAGGAAAGCUCCUUGCGCAGCUUGGUUGAGUCCCUUAAAGUGGAGCUGGAAAAAGUGAAGAAAGAGCAUUUGGAACUGAGAGAGAAGGAAGUGGAAACAGAAUCCCUUGCUGGAAAUCUGCAUGUCAAACUUCGGAAAAGUAAGUCUGAGCUUGAAGGAUUCCUUGCAGAGGAAUCGAGAGCAAGAGGUGCUUGUGAAGAAAUGAUCUCAACUCUCCAGCAGCUAUCAACAGAAACUGAGAAUGCACGACGAGAGGCAGAAGAGAUGAAAAAGAGAGCUGUGGAGUUGAAGAAGGAAGCAGAAGCCUCAAAACUUGCACUUGAGGAAGCGGAGAAGAAUCUGAGACUUGCCCUGGAAGAAGCUGAAGGGGCAAAAGAAGCCGAGACUAGGGCACUUGAUCAUAUUAAUGCUUUGUCUGAGAGAACUAAUGCUGCCCGUGCCUCAACCUCUGGGUCUGGAGCCAAUAUCACUAUCUCAAGGGAAGAGUUUGAAUCUAUAAGCCAGAAAGUUGAGGAGUCUGAUUCAUUGGCAGAAAUGAAAGUAGCUGCUGCCAUGGCUCAGGUGGAAGCUGUGAAGGCUAGUGAAAAUGAGGCCCUCAAAAGGUUAGAAGCAACUCAGAAGGAGAUCAAAGACAUGAAGGCUGCAACUCAGGAUGCUUUAAAAAGGGCAGAGAUGGCCGAAGCAGCCAAGAGGGCAGUGGAGGGAGAACUCCGAAGGUGGCGUGAACGGGAGCAAAAGAAGGCUGCCGAAGCUGCAUCUCGGAUUUUAGCAGAAGCACAUAUGUCAACAGAAGCCUCCCCGCAGCACUACAGGAUUCAAAAGCAAAACCCACCACCACCGGGAAGUAUUAUUGAGACUCGAAAGUUGGAAAAGGCCAAGACCUCUGUUUCCAAAAAAGUGCUUUUGCCUAACAUCAGCGGUAUCUUUCAUCGAAAAAAGAGCCAAGUUGAAGGUGGAUUGCCUUCUUAUCUUCCAGGUGAGAACGCUCUGUGAAAUUGCCGAUUCAGAUUGUGUACAAUUAUGAAUUGUCGUGUGUACACCUGAGAGUGGUGGAAUGAAAUUUGUUACUCGUCUGUUUGGCGAGAUGAACUCAGUGCACCAGAGGAUGACUUUUAAAUCAACUCCAGGGGUCUAACUUUUUGUAAAUGGGACAAAUUGUUGGGUUAUCUGUUAAUGAUUUUGCAGUGAAAAUGAAUCCUUGGUGUAUCA